Molecule: messenger RNA, 1687 nt
Organism: Helobdella robusta
Lineage: Eukaryota; Metazoa; Annelida; Clitellata; Rhynchobdellida; Glossiphoniidae
Exons: 5
Coding region: 131-1687 (518 amino acids)
Source: RefSeq, a predicted model, not a curated record
AAAAUUAAUUUUUGUUUUGAUUUUUGAAUUAAAUGGAGAUGAAGAAUAAUUUUUAAAUGUUGAUCUAUUUGCUCACGAUCAUUUCAUAUUUGACGAUCUUUUGAAAAAACACAAAAUUGAAAAACAAAAAAUGGUUCCGCGCGAAUCCAACAAACAUUUUUCACUAAAAACUCUACUCUCCAACGCUCUGCCUAUUUUAUGUAAGAAUGCGUUAAAAUUGCCAGACGUAGAUUUCUGCAUUGAGGCAUUAGUGGGGGUCACGGUCGGGGACGGGAAGGAUGACGUCAUACUGGUUAGCAUCAAGGAGUUAAUUUCCUCUAAUGGGUCGAAUGUUUCCUAUGCCUGGAAUAUCAAAGAGAAAGAUCCUAAAAAUGUCCCCAACACUCAAUGUCCACCACAAACAAACGUUUCCACAUCCAUGAAUGUUUGUGAUCUGACCAAUGACGACGAUGACGAAGAAGAUGAAAAUGAUGAUGCAAAUAAUGAUUACAGCCAAAGUAACAACAACAAUAAUAAUAAUAACAAUAACAACAAUAAUAAUGAUAAUAAUAAUGAACUUGCAAUAAUCAAACAAGAGAUUUUAUUUAAUAACAACAACAACAACAAUAGCACGGGUAGUAACGUAGAUAGCAGCAACAGCAACAACAAUUACAGCAAUGAAAACAACAACAACGAAUGUUACCAAAGACAACAAAACAACAGCCGGUGUAAUUAUACAAGAAGUUCGCAUAAUACAAGAAACAGCAACAACAAUCAUUUCAACAAAUACAACAACAACAACAGUUAUAACACUUCUAACUAUUCGCACAACAACUACAAUGAAGACAUCAACAGUAAUGUUGCUGACGUUAAUAGCAACAACUACAACAACAGCAACAAUGCUAACAGCAAUUACAUCAAAAAUGAAAUUCUAGACGAUGAUGAAUAUGAUGAUCAGAGCAACAACAACAGCACGAGACAACAACUGCAACCGUAUAACAAUUUCAAUAAUCGUCGAAGCUUCAACACCAAUUUUAGGCUACCAAGAGUUCGAGGGGGUUCAAUUAGGCGAUUCAGCAAUAGAGGGAGAGUUAGGAGGUGUGUGGCGACUAAUAAUAUGAGUCUGGCUGCUUAUCAACAGCAGCUGAAGAGUCAUGUAAUUGAUAACCGUCAGAAGCAUCAACAGCAACAGCUACUACAACAGCAACAACAUCAACAACUUCCUCCGCAAGACAGCAGUUCAUACAACGAAAUUCUCAACGAGAUGUGUCAACAGGUAGUCGACCAGUCGAUGUCUGCCGAGAUGCAGUACGUCUGCCACAUCUGCCAGGCCCGUCGCUGCAGCAAGUCGAGCCUGCGCAACCACAUCAGGGGGACGCACCUGGCCAUGGACAAGUAUGACUGCAAAAUUUGCGGCGAGAAGUUUCGCUGGUUCAUGCAGCUCCACCGACAUCGAAAAAAGUUUCACCCCUACCAGGAAAAUGACCUGGAAGGGGGGGGACACGAUGCCGGUAGUGGCGGUGGUGGUGGCAGCUCUGGUGGAUAUCUCGAUGCAGAUGAUGGAGAGAAUAAUGAUGGAGAGAUCGGCGGGGGAGGUGGUGGGGAUUAUGAGGAUGACGGGGUGGGGUAUUUAGACCCUUCGGUUGUCGGGGGGCUGUUGGAUAGUUUUGCCAGUGGGGCUGAUUUCGAUGCUGAUGUUGGUGUUUAA